Molecule: messenger RNA, 426 nt
Organism: Ambispora leptoticha
Lineage: Eukaryota; Fungi; Glomeromycota; Glomeromycetes; Archaeosporales; Ambisporaceae
Source: the annotation of a GenBank genome assembly
GGGCAUCCUCGAAUUAAUGAAUUCAGGCAAUGUCUUGAUAGCAUUACCUCAUUAAAAGUGGAAAUUAGUGGAUUCAAUAAGAAGCAAAUUCGCUAUAUCAAUAGUAUGUUGAAUGGUAAAGUUGCUGCGGAAAAAAAGAAAAAAGUAGCAACACUUGUUAGCAAAUUCCGUGAGGAAAUUACGAUGCUUAUGAACGAGCUUAAUAAAAAAAAUAAGAAGAUAACGGAAUUAGGAGAAAAAUAUAAAGAUUUAAGUGCGAAAUAUCACGCGAUUAAAAAGGAUCACGAUACUGGUGAUGGUUAUUACACGGAAAGCCGACAAUUGCUUGAAUGCGAAAAUACUAAUUUAGAAUUUUUUGAGGAAAUCGAAGCAAUUACAACCAGAAAUAGUGAGCUGGAAAAUAACCUACAAUUAAUACAGCAACAG